Artibeus jamaicensis (Jamaican fruit-eating bat) is the source of this 8217-nucleotide messenger RNA. It is a transcript of the gene SHROOM4, whose product is annotated as shroom family member 4. Gene Ontology annotation, biological process: actin filament organization. The record is from RefSeq and is a predicted model, not a curated record. Gene Ontology annotation, cellular component: adherens junction; cortical actin cytoskeleton; apical junction complex. NCBI's taxonomy places the organism in Eukaryota, Metazoa, Chordata, Mammalia, Chiroptera, Phyllostomidae. The transcript has 10 exons. Bases 101 to 4756 code for a protein of 1551 amino acids. Gene Ontology annotation, molecular function: actin filament binding.
UGGCGUAGCGCCGGAGGGCGAUGGUGGAGGAGCUGCUGGGGGCGGAGGCAACAUAGCCCCUGCGGGAAAGGAGCCCCGCGGCGCCUGAGCAGAGUGGAGGAUGGAGAACCGGCCUGGGUCUUUCCAGUACGUCCCUGUGCAGCUGCAAGGGGGGGCACCCUGGGGCUUCACCCUUAAGGGGGGUUUGGAACACUGUGAACCGCUCACCGUGUCGAAGAUUGAAGAUGGGGGCAAGGCAGCCUUGUCCCAGAAGAUGAGGACUGGUGAUGAGCUGGUGAAUAUCAAUGGCACGCCGUUGUAUGGCUCCCGCCAAGAGGCUCUCAUCCUCAUCAAAGGCUCCUUCCGGAUCCUCAAGCUGAUUGUCAGGAGGAGAAACGCCUCUGUCAGUAGGCCGCACUCAUGGCAUGUGGCCAAGCUGCUAGAGGGAUGCCCUGAAGCAGCUACCACCAUGCAUGUCCCUUCUGAAGCCUUCAGCUUGUCUUGGCAUUCCGGCUGCAACACAAGUGACGUGUGUGUGCAGUGGUGUCCACUCUCCCGGCAUUGCAGCACUGAAAAAAGCAGCUCCAUUGGCAGCAUGGAGAGCCUGGAACAACCAGGCCAAGCCACCUAUGAGAGUCACCUCUUGCCCAUUGACCAGAACAUGUACCCCAACCAACGCGACUCAGCUUACAGCUCUUUCUCAGCAAGCUCAAAUGCCUCUGACUGUGCCCUUUCCCUCAGGCCAGAGGAUCCUGCAUCUGCAGACUGUGUCAUGCAAGGCCCAGGAUUAAGUAAGGCCCCUAAUGGCAGGCUUAAUGUGGCUGAGACUUCAGGAGGUACCCAGCGCACCAACGGGGGCCAUCUGACUUCCAGCCCUCAAAUGUCAUCCCUCCCACAGGAGGUCCACCACUCAGAACCUGCCAAAGCUGCCAAGGGUCCACCACAACCUCCAGUGAGGCGAGAUAGUCUUCAUGCCUCCAGAGGCCAACUCUACAAUGGAGAGCAGAGGAGGGCUUCUGAGCCUAUGGACUCUGUACAACAGGAGGAGAAACCAAGCUUAGACACCGAGCUGUGCCCAAGGAAUCCUAACAGGUUCUGCUGCCUCAGUGGGCAAGACCAAAUGACAAAUCAGAGCCAUCAGAACUGUGAGCUCAACCAACCUCCUGAAUCCAACCAGCAGGGCUAUGAGCACCUACUGAUAGAGGCCUCAGCCAAAGCUGUUGGAUUCCAAAAAUCAUACGACAAAGUUUCCAGCAUAGAUUCCAGCCCGCUCAACAAGAUUUCAGCAGAGCUAGCUAAGACUUCUUCUUUUGACAGCCCUUCACACCUCAUGGGACCCACAGGCCAUCGCCAUAGUGCCCCUGAACAGUUGCUGGCAUCCCACUUGCAGCAUAUGCACCUUGAUACCAGGGGUAGCAAGGGGAUGGAGCUCCCAACUGGGAAGGAUGGGCAUGAGUGGACUCUGUCCCUUUUGCAUAGCAGCCACACAGGGAAGAAAAGUCCAUGUCCUCCUGCAGGGGGAAACCAGGACCAGCCCAGCAAAGAGAGAAAGACCAGGCAAGUGGAUAAUAGGCCUUUGGGUUCGGGGUACCAGAGCCCAAGCAUCUCCCACCAUGAAGAAACUGAUGGACGCCCUCCAGAAAGAGGUUUCCAGGACCCAAACAGAAUAAGUAGAGCAGGUAAUGAAUUGGCCAGCCAGCAGCCCUGUCCUUCUGGCUCUCUUGUUCAACAAACCAGGGACUGUUCAACCACUAAAGUAGCUGGCACCACAGAGGCAACUGAAGUAGGGAACAAGGAGCCCAAGGAGUGUGACCAGAUGGGUGGUAGGCGAAAUGGAGGGACCCGGGGCCGCUCAAUCCAAAACCGGCGGAAGAGUGAGCGUUUUGCUACCAACUUGCGUAAUGAAAUUCAGAGGAGGAAGGCUCAGCUCCAUAAAAGCAAGAGUCCCUUAUCACAGCUGUGUGACACUAAGGAGCCAGUGGAAGAGACUGAGGAGCCCCUAGAAAGUCUUCUACUUCCUGCCUCUAACUCACCUCUUCUACCUUCAUAUAAAAAACCACCGAGCCCCAGAGACAAGACCUUUAACAAGAGUAUGUUGCUUAGGGCUAGAUCUUCAGAGUGCCUCAGCAAAGCCCCUGAGAGCCAUGAAUCGAGAACAGGCUUGGAGGGACAAAUAAGCCCUGGCCAGAGGCCUAGCCAGUCCUCUAUGCACCUGAACACCUGGUGGAAAGCAUCUGAUCCAUCUUCUUCAGACUCAGAGAAAACAAAAGUUCACCAUGGAGUCCAUGGAGGUCAUUGGAGAUGGUCUCCAGAGCAUAACCAGCAGCUGCAUGUGGCACUAGUCAUGGAAAGCUCUUCCAACCAAGGAGAUAACAAGGAAUUGAAAGCUUCUACUGGCCAAACUGGGGAGGAAGCCAUCCUCUUGCCCUUUGCAGACAGAAGAAAGUUUUUUGAAGAGAAUAGCAAAUCCUUAUCAACCUCUCAUUUGCCAGGUUUAAGCACUCAUAGUAACAAGACUUUUACCCAGAGACCAAAACCUGUAGACCAAAACUUCCAGCCGAUGAGCUCCAGCUACAGGGAAUUGAGGCACCAUCCUAUGGACCAAUCAUAUCAUUCCACAGACCAACCAUAUCAUGCCACAGACCAAUCAUAUCAUUCCAUUUCACCCCUUCAGUCAGAAACUCCUACUUACUCAGAAUGUUUUGCAAGCAAAGGUCUAGAACAAUCUGUGUGUUGUAAGCCACUGCACUGUGGUGAUUUUGAUUACCACAGGACCUGCUCUUACUCUUGCAGUGUUCAGGGAGCUGUAGUACAUGACCCUUGCAUUUAUUGUUCUGGGGAAAUCUGCCCUGCUUUGCGAAAGAGAAAUAUGAUGCCAAACUGCUACAACUGUCGGUGCCACCACCACCAAUGCAUUCGGUGUUCAGCUUGCUAUCAUAAUCCCCAGCACAGUACUCUCGAGGACAGCAGCUUGGCACUUGGCAGUGCUUGGAAACCCAGGAAGCCGACAGUGCAGGAAUUUCCUGGGGAUAAAUGGAAAUCAACAACAGGAAACAGGAAGACCAGCCAGUCAGGGAGGGAAAUGUCUCAUUCUAAGGCUGGCUUUUCAUGGGCAACCCCCUUUCAUCCUUGCCUUGAGAACCCAGCACUGGAUUUGUCAAGCUACCGAGCAAUCUCUUCUCUUGACCUCCUUGGAGAUUUCAAGCACUCUUCAAAAAAAACAGAGGAAAUUUCAGUUUAUGAAGAGGGGAGCUCUAUGGCUUCCAUGCCCCACCCACUGCGUAGCCGUGCCUUCUCAGAGAGCCACAUCAGCUUGGAGCCCCAGAGCUCCCAAGCCUGGGUGCAGCAAAGGAGGGAGCUCCUUAGCAAAGUUGAUGAACCCCAGCUAGAUCCUCUGGGAACCAAGAAGAAGGCCUUUCCUCCUCCUCGUCCUCCUCCUCCCAACUGGGAGAAGUACAGGCUCUUCCGUGCAGCCCAGCAGCAACAGAAGCAGCAACAGCAACAGCAGCAGCAAGAGGAGGAGAAAGAGGAGGAGGAAGAAGAGGAGGAGGAGGAAGGACAAGAGGAGGAGGGGGUAGAGGAAGAGGAGGAAGAAGAAGAGGGAAGAGAGGAGGAAGAGCUGCCACCCCAGUAUUUCAGUUCAGAAACCAUUGGUUCCUGUGCUCUCAACACUGAAAGAGUCCUGGAGCAGCCACAACCUCUGGGCUUUGGUCAUCCGGAGGUCUCAAGGCAGAGCACACAGAACCUCCCAGCAGAGCAAGAGUCUUUUGCUCACCAUUCCAGUGAUUUCCUGCCUCCAAUAAGGGGCCACUUGGGAUCUCAACCUGAGAAAGCUCAGCCACCUUGCUAUUAUGGCAUUGGUGGGCUUUGGAGGACAUCAGAGCAGGAGACCACUGAUCCCUCCAAACCAGAAGCCUUGAUGGCAGAAGACUCCAAACCCAAGACAGCAUGGAACCAGAACUACUUCUUUCCUGAAGAGCAGUUCUCUUUGAUGGGCUGGGGCUCCAAGAAGCAGCACCUCUGCCCCAUGGGCUUCAGUGAACCCAAGACGACAGGACAAGAAUUUCAGCACCUCCCACCUCCUCAUGGGGGCCCAGGGAUCCCUACCUCUUACUCAGCUUAUUACAAUAUUUCUGUGGCCAAGGCAGAGCUGUUAAACAAGUUGAAAGACCAACCUGAGAUGGCAGAUAUUGGCCUAGGAGAGGAGGAAGUGGACCAUGAACUGGCUCAAAAAAAGAUACAGCUUAUUGAAAGCAUUGGCAGAAAACUUUCUGUCCUGCGGGAGGCCCAGCGAGGAUUGCUGGAGGAUAUCAAUGCUAAUUCUGCCCUUGGGGAAGAGGUGGAGGCUAACCUAAAAGCUGUCUGCAAGUCCAAUGAGUUUGAAAAAUACCGUUUGUUUAUUGGGGACCUGGACAAAGUGGUCAGCCUGUUGCUGUCACUCUCUGGACGACUGGCACGGGUGGAAAAUGCUCUCAACAGCAUUGAUUCAGAGGCUGAUCAGGAGAAGUUGGUGCUGAUAGAGAAGAAGCAGCAGCUGACAGGGCAGUUGGCAGAUGCCAAGGAGCUGAAAGAGCAUGUGGAUCGACGGGAGAAGUUGGUGUUUGGCAUGGUCUCCCGCUACCUGCCUCAGGACCAGCUGCAAGAUUACCAGCACUUUGUGAAGAUGAAAUCUGCUCUUAUCAUUGAACAGCGAGAGCUGGAAGAAAAGAUCAAGCUCGGGGAAGAGCAGCUCAAAUGUCUCAGGGAAAGCCUACUCCUGGGGCCCAGCAAUUUCUAAUUCUACCAGCAGACUGCCCACACCAUCCCCGCCCAGCCACAAUAGGAAAUGCUUUCUUUGUUAGCAGUUUGUUAGCAAAUAGAUAGCAGUUAGUUAGCAGUUUGUUCCAUAUCCUCUAGCCUGAAUGUCUCUCACUGCCUCGUAUCUAGCAGUACACCCAACCAGCUAAGAGACUAGGGGGGACCUAAGCUUCUACCCUACAGUGUAGAAGCAAGAAGUAGAAGCUGUAGCAGAGUGUGAUUAUACAACCACUCUCUCUUUCCCACAGUUUGCACAGCAAGCACUCACCACAUACAGAACCAACAAAGUGCCUUCAUUCUUCUUUGCACUAGGGCAUCAGAGACAUCAUGUACUCAUCACCCACCCACACCAUGAUCAGCCUCUGAAGGCUCAGAAAGAAAGUGUGUAUGUGGCUCCACUCUGCCCCAGCGUUCAUGGCCCAGCCAUUUCCCACAGAGAUCUGGCUAUCUUGAGGGCAUUCACCUACUGAAAUUUCAAGGCCUCACUCAAGAUUUUCAUUGUGAAGUAGAGGAGAAAUUGCACUUAACAGAAUAUGAGCAAAGGUUUGAGAUUCCUAGAUGCCCUGUUGAGAGGAGCUAGGCUUAAAGAAAUUGGUUCCAUCCCCACCUUCUCCAACAUCUACAUGAGGGGGAAGAGGCCUACUUCUCAGCCCUAGCUAGUGUGGCCUCCUUUUGUCCUAAGACUUUGGGUCUACCACUUCCUGUUUAAUCUUGUCUUUUGUUGCUAGGGGUUACACAUGCCUACCCUAAGGGCUUCACACUAUGGGCCAUAAAUAGCUCUGCUAAAGCUGACUUCUGCAUACAAGUUUCAUUAUUGGGGGGAAGGGGUUCUUAAUUGUUAUAUUUUAAAUGGCCUUUUGGUUUUAUUUAUUUUUAUGUUUUAUUGUGUUUUUUUCUCUUUUUUUUUUUAACUAACAAAAUGAAAAGAGUGGUGUUAGAAAGUGAAAAGUUAGCCUAGGAAGAAAAUAUUUUCUGCAGAUAUGCCUGAAUUCACCAUAGCUAGGUAAGCGGGUACCAAAGCCUUGAAUUAUUCUCACCAUAGCUAACAAGUGUCUAAGAAAGAAGUUUUUACCUUGAACUCAGCUUCCUCAUUGUGACCUGGCUCUAUACUUCCUUUGAAGUAUGGAUAACCAUGAGCUUAGAGUUCCCCAAUAGGUUUCAAUUUUAUCUUACUUAUUUUUUGAAACCAAAGAAAUCUGAAACUGACAAAGAUCCACCUAUUUCUCUACAGUCUCAAAGCUAAGGAAAGGGAAGAGGUAAGCUCAGGAGGAGUUCCUCUAUCUAAUUGCUUUCUCAGCCUAUGUCCUGGCUCAGGGAACCCAAAUUCACGGUAGCUGAAAACUCCAGCCAGGGCCAGUCCCUCAGAGUAAAAUGUGAUCCAGCCAGGAUCUGAGGCAGACAAACAACUGAUACUGCUGCUGUUGCCUAGACCCUGACACAGGGAGCCAGUUUCUAUCCUGGAAAAGCCCUCAGUUUGGCAAUGGCAGGAAGGGAGUUAUAGCCAAACUCUGCGUGUUAUACAGCUCAGUUCCCUAUUCCUUGCUAACGAGCCCACGCUUGGUAUUGCACAGCUCUGCCCAGCAAGCCCUGGCAUUUAUUGUAGUUAGUGCUGAGUUAUUCUGAGUGCUUAGUACCUGUCCUUGGAGGUUAACUGUAGCAGCGGGAGUACCUCAUUUAACUAAAAGAAUUUGCUAAGGAACUUUGUUAUUGCUACAAAUACUGGCUCCUAACUUCCUUUUCCUUCUCAUUGUAUUUGAAAACAAUGGAAGAAUCUUGGCCAGCAGGGUAUCCUGAGGUGGGGGCAGGGGCUAGGUAUGCUGUUAGUACACUGCUGCUGUCAUAACAGUUAAAAUGUCAACCUGCCAUUCUCCCCCCAAGUGGAGAAUUUUACUUCAUUCAGGAAGGCUGAUGGCUUAUAAAGGGGUAGGCUUACAAAGCCAAGGUAGAGGAAGGUGCGGGGGUGCUUUGAAUAUAGGCUGUGGCUGCCAUCUUAAAAAAAAAGGCUCUAAGACAAACAAUGAGCAAGUUUAGAUGUCCUGUAUUGAGGGGAUAGAGCUGAUGUAGUCCAUGAUUAUAAGGUAUGUGUGUGUGUGUGUGUGUGUGUGUGUGUGUGUGUACAUGGCUAGAACAGCUUUUUGGAAAUAUAGGCCCAGGGAAAAGAGUGGUCACCCACCUGUGACCAUAGUCUGAGUUUUUCAAGUGAGCAAUUGAGUGAUUGUACCUUAAAUUUAAUCACACUAAAAGUACUAUUGACUCUGUUAUUUUUGUCCCUCAUCCCACCUCAAAUUAUUUUAGAAUUGGAAUCAGAACACAAGGACACUCAUUUGUACAUGGUAGGACAGUCUCCAAAGAUCUUAAUAAAAUAACCCUAACUUCACUGCUCAGUUGUAUUGCAGGUUUUACUUCACUGCUCAAGUUAGGCAGACAGAGGAGAACUACUUAGUAGGCACUGAUGCCCAGCACUGCUGGCAUAGUCCCACUGUGAAUGAUAGUGUUGCAAAGCUGUCACUGUUACUUGAGAUGAAUUGUCAUCUCAUUGUAAAUCCAUUCUCAUUUCCCGGGCUCUGCCUUCCACAAAUGCCUGCCAGGGGGUAGCAGUUUGGAAGGCAGGCCAAGGGAUUUCCACAAAGAUAGCUAUUGGUCUUGACUUCUGCCCUCUCCCUUCACACACUCAUUCAGGCCCCAGUGAGUAAUAGGUAAGUACAGUGGUUGAUAUAUAUAGAGAAAGAGCUAUUAUAACAUGUCCCUUCUAACUCCCCACUCCCAGGGGCCUAGGUAAUUGAGUCUUCCUGAAUCCUAACUGGCUUCAGACUUGGCCAGGAUAUAGCAAUACAUGCUCAAUGGGAAUCCAAGAGAAGGAGACAGAGACACUGAAAAUAAAGUCCUCACAAGGGAGAGACUGGAAGCAGAGGAACAGAGGGUGAAAAGAUGAAAAGCCUCCUCCAAGGCCAGUUUUAGGUUCUGUUUUCUAUUUAACCUCAUGUGCCAAAAAGCUGUCAAGGGACACUAGAGCCACAACUUUAAUCCCAGCCUCCCUAAAGGUGCUGCUCUGCCAGUAGCAGGUUUCAGAUGAAGGAAGUUGGGCACACUUCUGGCCACUUCCUUUUGUCUGGAGCUUGGUGAUUCCCACUGUGUUUGCCAAAGGAGUUAUCUAUGCCAAUAAUAUUUCUGAAACAGCAUAUUAUAUUCUUUGAAGAUUAGUAGAUCUUUAGAGGGGGGUGGGGCAGGGGGCAAUUUCUAUAGAUAAAGAACCAGUGUUUGUUGUACAACUGUUGGGGGUCAUCUAUCCCAUGUGAAGCUAUUAUUUGUCUGAGUCUUAUUGUUUCUGCAUUUGUGUCCUCCACCACUCCCUCCUUGGCUGGCAUUGGUAUGCCUGUCAGAUUGUCAUCAAGGGUCAUACUUCAAUAAAAGGUGCUAAGGACAAAAAAAAUCUCAUGUGUC